AUGAAUUCCAAUUUCACAGACAUAAAUACCGGUGCUUUAACGUUCAUAAAUAAAGAAGCUGAAGAUGAAUCGUGGGAGCAGUUGAGACGAGAGUUUAACACAUUAUUCAGUAAUUUGAGAACAGAGAAUAAGGAAGAAGGAGAACCCAUUCACAAUGAAACGGAAGAAGCCAAGAAACCAAUAAUUUUACAUGACCACGAUAAUUCAAGUUCCCUGAAUCAAAGAAAAACUCUUAAUUUUUCAUGUAAUGGAAAUUUUAAGCAAGUGGGUAAUUCUAAUGAUAUGAGGAAAUGCCAUAUCAAAAAAGUUCUUCAAGCAAAAUUAAUUUUCAAUACUCUUGAAGGCAAAGAAGUUUUCUUGAAAAUAUCUCAGCAUACAUUAGGUCUAAUAAGUUUACUGUUAAGGAAGGCGAAAUUCCGAGUACCAAUUCUUUCAUCUAAAUUACGAUCUGUUGCAUUACAAUUGAGUAUAUUUCGGUACUUGUUGAGGUUUGGAAACUUUGCGGUAACUUUAUAUAGAUUUAUCAAGACAUUUCGCGAAUUUAGGGAGAUGGAUAGAUCAAAUUUUCAAAAAAGAUUACUUUUUUUUUGUCAAAAAGGGUUCAAGUUUCGUGAUGUUAUUGAAUUUUUUUAUAGUUUGACUGAUGAGCUAAUAUUGUUCGAAAAACUAAAAAACAUAUCCUAUAGAGAACAAACACUUAAAACUAGUGUUAGCAAACCUACGCUCUUUAUUAAACGGCAACACAACAUUUUGUGGGAAGUCCUAAACAUACUCGAUGCAUCCAAAAGCAUUCUUCAAUGGCAAAAACUCAUGAAAGAUGAGAUUUAUUUAAGCCUAUUCAAUCUAAGUGACAAUGAAAAGAAAAAACACAAGUUAGAGUAUAAACUACUUGUCAGUAACAAAGUCAACUUAAAUUUGCAAAAAAAUAUCGUGACAUGGGAUUUUUACAAGAUAAUAUUCAAUCUGUUAUCCAAUCUAAUUAAUAUCAUGGGUAAAAGGAGAGAAUUUAAGGCAGGCCUAACUUAUGAAAUACUUUCAGUAAGUUCCGGUAUCACUGAUUUCAUCAGGCUAUGGAAUCAGGCUAGACUGGCUCUAACUAAGGACUGUACAAGCGUUUGUUAA
Molecule: messenger RNA, 1122 nt
Organism: Saccharomyces eubayanus
Lineage: Eukaryota; Fungi; Ascomycota; Saccharomycetes; Saccharomycetales; Saccharomycetaceae
Gene: PEX27
Product: Pex27p
Exons: 1
Coding region: 1-1122 (373 amino acids)
Source: RefSeq, a predicted model, not a curated record